CACAUACUCCAAUCAUGUAAAAAUUCAAGUACCCUUCUUCCUUCUAGCUCUCUAUCAAAAACCAAAAUAGAAAAAAAAAUCAAAAGCCUCUUUAUGCUCCACUGAUGCGUAACCAAUUUCAUUUGACUUCUGCUCCAGAAUUAUGCAAAGUUUAUAAGCAAAGUUUUUAGUUUUCAUUGGCUCUUCUUAAGUUGUGGCUCUAGCCAUUCUGGGUGGUUGAACUCUUGGACUUUAAAGUGACAAGUGAGAGAAUCUAUAGCUAUGAGGCUAUGGUCAGUCCAAGGUUAGUUGUUGUGGGGAUGCAAAAUUUCAGGGCAAGAUGACAUCUUUGAGUGGAUUAGGGAUUGGAUUGAGCUUGGUAUUUGGGUGCCUCCUCUUGGCUCUUGUGGCAGAGCUUUACUACUUGCUAUGGUGGAAGAAAAGAAUCACAAACAGAGAGAUUGAAGAUGAGAAUUACAGCACCCAGCCAAAGGUACCCUUUCAAUUUAGUUGCUUUAAGAAACCCAAUUGUCUGCAAACUACAAACAACAACACCACUUCUGAGGAUAAUGUGAGAAACCCAGAUACCAAUUCUAGUGACCCAGAUUUGGAACUGGGUUCCAGCAAAGACUCGUUGUUGAAGGCCAAUUAUGGAGAAGACACCGUGGAAUCAGAGCUCAUGAGACUGCACAAUCUGGCUGGCCCGCCAAGGUUUCUCUUCCCCAUAAAAGAGGAAGAAAAGGAGGAUUUGGAAUCUGAAGAUGCAAAAUCUAGAAGAGGGUCCAGAACAAGGAGUUUGAGUGAUCUGAUUUUGGCUGUGGAUAACCCAUUUCUCACUACUCCUUUGCCUUCUCCACCAUUAAAGUCUUCACCUUUGAACCCUCUGGACUCUUACAAGCACCAUGGAUUCAACCCUCUCUUUGAAUCCUCAACAGAGGCUGAGAUGAACAGGCUGAGAUCUUCACCACCUCCAAAGUUCAAGUUUUUAAGGGAUGCAGAGGAGAAGUUGCUGAAGAGAUUGAUGGAAGAAGCAGAGAAAAGGGCAUCUAGAAAUUCGGGGCCUGCUCAAAAUCAAGACUUUGGGGUAAAAGCUCCAUCUAUUUCGACAAUGGGGACAGAAGAAAGAGAUGGGUCUUUUAUAAGACUCAUUGUUGGUAAGAACAAGGAGAGUCAGAGAGAGCUUCAUAGUGGUAAUCUGCCACAGCUUCCUUCAAGCUCUUCCAAGGUACUCCCACUGGCUUCAUCUCCUCUAGGCCCUUGUGAAUUGAAUCUCCAUUAAUUUACUCAGAGGUCUUUGUCAAUUCUAUUCAUCAGUUAAUUAGUUUUUUAAGACUGUUGAUUCUGUGUUAAUCUCAGAAAGGUUGAAAGGUUUUUGAUUUCUUCUUAA
Messenger RNA from Rosa chinensis, 1366 nucleotides. RefSeq lists its product as uncharacterized. Lineage: Eukaryota; Viridiplantae; Streptophyta; Magnoliopsida; Rosales; Rosaceae. The record is from RefSeq and is a predicted model, not a curated record. Bases 320 to 1258 code for a protein of 312 amino acids. The transcript has 2 exons.